Volvox carteri f. nagariensis is the source of this 10149-nucleotide messenger RNA. RefSeq lists its product as uncharacterized. The record is from RefSeq and is a predicted model, not a curated record. Bases 217 to 10149 code for a protein of 3310 amino acids. The transcript is spliced from 14 exons. Gene Ontology annotation, cellular component: cytoplasm. Gene Ontology annotation, molecular function: oxidoreductase activity. Lineage: Eukaryota; Viridiplantae; Chlorophyta; Chlorophyceae; Chlamydomonadales; Volvocaceae.
GUCCGCGUGCUGGAUGCGGUUGCACACCCGGGGCAGGGCGAUCUGAACCUUGCCGGACUUGACCGCUGGAAGUCCGAAUGGUCAUCUCUCGUGCACCCCUGCGGCUCCCUGGUAUUUGAUGACGAUGAUGAAUCCAGUCUGUACGACACAGUGUACCGUGCCCAGCGCCUGGUCCCGGAGCAAGUCCGGGAGCUGGAGCCCUUCGUGUCGGAAGUUAUGGCCAGUCGAGGUGCGCACCUGUUCAGCCAGGAGGCCUGGGUGGACCCCCAGGAGGCCUGCAGGCGCAUGCUGGACGCCGCCAGGGAAGCAGGGGGGACAGAGGUGCUGCUGGGCCCCGAGCACCGAGUGGUGGGCCUUAUGUCGACCCGGACAGAGGAGAGAGAGCCGGUGCUGAUGGCGGCAAUGGAGGACUUGCAGCAGCAGCAGCAGCAGCAGAAGCAGAAGCAGGAGAAGAAGAACCGUGUGACGGGUGUCAUGACCGCGAACGGCACCACGUACGCCGCGGACGUGGUCGUGCUCGCUGCCGGUGCGGAGACCAUGACUCUGGCGGCGCAGGUCGGGGUCGGGGUGCCCAUGCUGCACAAGCCGGCGGUCAUCGCGGUGACGCCGCCGCUGAAGGACGGCCCUGACGGACGGCCGCGGCGGCUGGUGCGGCACCUGCUGUCGAGCUCGAAGGUCUUUGUGUGGCAACGGCCCGACGGCUCACUCAUACUGGGCGACACGCGCGCCCACGAGGAUGGCAGUGCAGCCUGGGGGGAGUCGUUGCUGCAGCGCGCGACGGAGCUGGUUCCGGAGCUGGCGACGACGGGGGCACGUGUGGAGCGUGUGGAGGUGGCGCACCGUCCGUGGCCAAAGGACGGUCACCCCAUCAUUGGCUGCAGCUCCACGUGCCUGGGGCUCUACAUCGCCACCAUGCACAGCGGCAUGACGCUGGCGCCGGAGGUGGCCAGGCUGGUGGCAACGGAGCUUCGGCACUGGGACGUGACGGCGGGUACGGCAGUGGGUUCGGUUCCGGAGCUGCUGGAGGCGCAGGAGGUGCUGCGACCGUACAGGCUGGACCGGGAUUUCGAGGAGGAAACCAUGUUGGAUGCUUACUGGUCCGACGAGCAUCCAUGGAGCGGCACGGUCAGCCCAGCAUACGACAGCGCAGAGGCUGUGUUUGUGGGUGACAAUUUAUGGGCCGUGCAGCCUGGCGUGUCGAUCAGACUCAACGUGGCCGCGGUUACACAUCGCGCAAGCAGCCUACAGGCCGCCACGGAGGCGGGUUUCGGGGACUCGGAGGAGCCGGGCGUGCAUUUGGUCAGCCAUGGCGGCACCGCAUCCUACGGGGAGCGGCCUACAGAUCCCAUUCCUGUACCGGUGCCAAUUCCUUUGCCCAUGCCAAUUCCUACCCCCUUACCACCUGCAUCCGCGGCUGGGAGAGCGGAUGGCGCCCAGGGACCCCAAUUGACCCAAGACCCGCCCACAGCCGCAUUACAGCCGCGGCCGCCCCCGCCAACUUUCCUCCCUAGCGCAGCCCUCUUUGCAGCAGCGUCCCUGGACCCUUCCUCCCGGAUGGCAGGAACAUCUUCCGCUCCGAAACCCGCACCUGCGUCUCAAGGUGAGGCUGGCCUCGGCGGCGCUGAGCCUCCCAGCUUUGCCGCGUACAGUGACAGCCAUCCAGGUCACGUGAACCUUGGCUCGGGGCUCAGCUUGGGACAGCGAUGGACCGGCGUGGACGGCCUGGGUACCGGACUCGACGGCCUUGGGUUGAGAGGGAUAGGUGCCAGCGGUGAGCAGCCAUCCCGUCGGCAGUCGUCAUCCUCAUUGUACGAUCCCUUGGAUGCUGCUGUUGAGGAGGUUGCAGAGCACGUGGCUCUUGAAGCUUUGGGGAUGGACGCCCGGAUGGACGUUCACCGUGUGCCGGUGUCAGGCAAACACGGCAGCGGGGCCACCGACGUUACUGUGGGAACACGCUGGACCCCUCAUGAGUUUCAUAGUGCAGAGGCGAAUGCUGCCUCGUCGACAGCGGCUGCUGCAGCCGCUGCGGCAGGUAGCACAACACCGAGCAAGGACCGUUCAGGCUUGCCAACAGGACUGCCGGGCAGGGGCUGGGAACUUUUUCCCACGAUGAAUAAUUUCGGCACCAGUAUGGGACGCGGUGGUGGUGGUGGCGGCGGCGAAACGGCGACGGUUGUCGGCGAUGGAGGUGGAGGUGGAGGCGGCAACAUGUCUUUAUUGGGUGAGCUGUACAUGACCUUUGCGCCCUCAGCUGGCGGGGGUGGCGGCGGCUCUGGAGCCAACAGUGUGGCGGUUUCAGUAGGGCGACCCAGCCACGGGGAGCCGGAUGCGGCGGCGCCAGCGGCAGCGCGACCGCUGGUUGGUCGCACCGGCGUUGCUGCUAACACGCCAAACCUUUGGGCUAUGCCAUGGAGUGGCAACAACACUGCCAUUGACGAAGUACAGCGCUUUGGCGGUGACCCACAUCACCUUGGUGUCGGUGAAGGCAACGGUGUAAGUACCGUGCACGAUGGACAUUCAGCACCUCCUUACCUUCUUGGUCGCUUUGAGUUCCAGCCCUCCUCUGGCAGCCGGCAUUCAGGAGGCGCCCAACACUUAGGCUCGGACGACGUGGCGGGACCACCAAAGGCUGGCUUGACCCCUGUUUCCGGCUUGGAUGGGACAGCAGCACCCUUCGGCGAAGGUGGAGGUUUGGGGAAAGGCCCAAAGGAACCAAUGUCACAGGGCCAGGCCCCAAACACGUGGCUGGACCCGAUGAUUUCGACUGCGGGCAGCGGACGCAGAACCAGUCUGACAUUUGGACUCGGAAUGGGCGGGCCAUCUCAAGGCCUUGUGCAGUUGCCGUUGCCGACGGCUGCCACGGGCACGAGUCCUGAUCGAGACGUUGGCCCCCGGGUGGUGGUGCCGUUUCAGCCGCCGCCGCCGCCGCUAUCACUGGCCCGUGGUGCCUUAGCAGUGGCUUGCGGGUCGCUGCCUGCGAUGUUCCCAGCGGCAGCGCUUCAUGGAUUCGACGUGGCGGCGGCGGCAGCGGCGGCAGCUGGAAGGAGCCUUGCGGGUCCAACUGCCGCGGCGGCGACGCUGGGCGGCAUGUCGCCAGCCUUUUCCGCUGGGGUCCCGGCCGUGGGGGAGCAUGAGAUUAGCGCCAGUGUUGGUAGCAACACCGGCGGCGGCGCAGGAAUGCAGUUUCCACACCAACAGCAGCCCUCGAUUCGCUCGCUGCUUGAGCCGCCGCCGCCGCAGCAGCAGCAGCAGGCGUACAGCUUUUCUGGGGUCUCGUCAUCGGGUCGACAGGACGAGGUACGGCACCCUGGUGUGCCAACUGCCGCUGUGGCAGCGACGGCGACUGCGACGGCGACGCCUUCCGUUGAUUUGGCCAUGGGAUUGCAGGCCAGCGGAUCCCGGCUUGAGGGCGCCAACCUGCCGCGGGCCUACGCAGCGGCAGCGGCUCGUGUGUGGUCCGAAGACAACCCGCCGGACAAAGUUCGGCGUAUCGCAGCCACGAUCCUCGCCCUCAGCACGAGCAGCAGCAGCAGCAGUAGCACUUUGCAAGACGCUUCCAGACGCCACAGAAUGGCGCUACAGCUGUUGUUGCUGGCCGUGAGGCGGCAAGACCCGGUGGCCUGUAACAAAGCAGGGAACUUAUUAGAGGUGCUGGAAAGCGACCCUUUCCAAUGCCUUUCCAUCGUGGAGGACAGUCGCGGCGGCGAGGUCGCCUCCCUGGAUUUAUCCAGGAUGUUGGACUUGGCUGGCCCUGAUCCAGCCCCGCCGCCGCCAGCAACCCUGGCGGCAGUGCCCGUGGCGGGAGCGCCUACCAGCCCCGUGCCGCAUCAUCCACAUGCACUACCUCCCCCUGAUACAGCUGCUCCUGCUCUUACAAGCCGGACAAGUUAUGGCGGUGCUGGAGGGGCGUACCCUGCACCGGUACUGGAAGCGCUAGGGACGGGAGUCGACGAUACGGCCGCUGUCGUGGCCGAGGGCUCUCACCUCGGUGGUGCGCAGGUAGCCGGGAGGGUUCGGUCGGGGUCCCUUGCGUCGCACCUGCAGGCCAGCAGCGGCAGCAGCCCUGUAACGCACCACGCCGGCGUGCCGGCUACAUUAGGCGGCACAUGGCUGGCCGGACUGACAGGAAUUGGGGGAGGUGUGACGGGCAUGGUGGCUCCUCAGCCGUCGCAGAGUGAGUCAUUGAGUCAGCCGUUGACGUCUUUGCCGCAGGCCCAGCAGCAGCACCACCACCAACAGCAACAGCAACCGACGCUCGCAGAUCAGCAACUCUUUGGGGGGCCUACGGUGGGCGCUGCGGCGAUUCAGAAUCUGAAGGCUGCCCAAGACCAACAACAACAACAUCAACAACAACAGCAACAGGCUAUGGCGCUGCCUGACGCGCCGGUUACCAUGCCCGUUGCGCCUAAGUCGUCAGCAGCACCAACGCCAGCGGCGGCGACAUCGUCGUCUGCAACCACGUCGUUGUUGUUGCAAUUUCUUCAGAAGCAGCAACAGCAACAACAACAACAACAACAACAACAACAGCGACAUUUGUCGCGGGUCGCAGCUGUGCCAUCGUACCUGGCGGCCUCCGGGGUCCAGCCUGUGCCGAGCGCCGCGGAUACCGCAAUGCUGCUGCAGCUCUAUCAAUCCCACCAGGCGCAGGUGCAGGCCCAGCAGCAGGUGCACGCCGCGCAACGCUUGCAGCAGGCGCAGCAGCAGGCGGCGCAGCUCCAGCAAGCGCAGCAACAGGCGGCGCAGCUCCAGCAAGCGCAGCAGCAGGCGGCGCAGCUCCAGCAAGCGCAGCAGCAGGCGGCGCAGCUCCAGCAAGCGCAGCAGCAGGCGGCGCAGCUCCAGCAAGCGCAGCAGCAGGCGGCGCAGCUCCAGCAAGCGCAGCAGCAGGUGGCGCAGCUCCAGCAAGCGCAGCAGCAGGCGGCGCAGCUCCAGAUGCACCAGCUCCAGAUGUACUUGCAGCGCCAAUCCGAAUCUGUUGCCGCAGCACAGCAGCAGCAGCAAUUGCUGCAGAAGCAGCAAGCAGCACAGCUGCAGCUACAGCACCUCGCUCUUCUGCGACAGCAGCAAGCCCAGGCUCAAGCCCAGGUGCAGCGGGCGCCUCGCAUGGCAUUCCUUCCGGUCCCUGCGACCUCGCAGACCUCCACACUCGCCAGUUUGCUUCAGCAAUACAGCGCUAACAGCGCCGCCGCAGCGGCGGCAGCAGCAGUGCGUGUUGCUGCCACUGGGGGAAGCAUACCGCUGACGACCAUGCCCCCGCCUGCGGUUGCGCCGUCGCUGACGCUGGCGUCUCUGUCCAACGUGGGGGGCCUACCUACCAGCUGCGGCCCUGUAGCACAGUCCCAGAGCCACGCCAAUGUCGCCGCAUGGCUUGCAGCACACACCCACACGCACAGUCCCACGGUUACCCCGCCCCCAGUUCUAGGCACGGCCGGAAGCCUGGGCGCUCCCAGCUCAGUGGCCGGCGGUGGAGGAUCUGAACACGAGGGCCCUGUGAGCUCUGUGCAGCAGCUCCAACAACAACAGCAACAGCAGAACAUGCUUUUGGCGUCGGUGGUGCGGGAUGCCGAUUCGCAGCAGGCUACGCAUCAGCGACAACAGCAGAAGCAGCAGCAGCGUAAGCAGCAGUCACAGCAACAGCAUCUCCUGGAGCUUCUGACGCAGCAGAUGCAGCAGCACCGUUACCAGACCGCCGCCGCAGCUGCGACGGUUGCAGGCGACUGUCGGGGCGCUGCGCGUUCCGUGGCAGCAUGUGUUCCAGAGCGCGAAGGCGAUACCACCGCUGACGAACACACCGCCGCGACAUCUGCGGCUGCAGCAUCAGCAGCUGACGGCGCUGGCUUGGAGGGUGUGGAAGAGCUGCUGGCGCGGGCACGAUGCACAGUGACAAACAUGGCAAACAAGUUGCAACCUGGGCAGCACCUGCCUCCUGGAACAGAGCAGCAGCAGUUUGCCAACGAAUUCGACGCUGACGGUGCCUCAUCGGGCGUGAUACAUGUACUGCCGCCGCAGCUGGUGCAGUUGGCCAUGAUGGAAGACACAGCAGAAGACGGCGGUCCAGCGCAUACGUUACUCGCCACCGCUUCUCAGGUUGCCGCUGCGCGCUCGCCAGCAGCCGAGGAAGCAAUGGCUGUUGGCGCCGAAUAUGCCGGUGUUGCCGAGGCCACCAACGCCGCGGAGGCCGCCAACGCCGCGGAAGCCCUGAGCGAGGCCUCAGACCUUGUUAGUGGAUGGGGACUUGCAAAGAUGGCAACUUCAGCGGACCCGGGGGCUGCAACUCUGCGCGACGGCAGCACGGCCGCCACUGACAAGGGCACAGCCGAGGGUCAGCCGGAGGAUGAUGAACCCCAAGCCGUUUUCAGGACAGCCCAUCAUGAAGACGCGCAUCAUGCGCCGCUAGCGCCGAGUCGAGAUCUGUCGGCAGAUGCAUUGGCUGCGGCCUCGGCCCCGGCGUCACCCCCAGCUGCAGCUUCCCAGGCUGCAAAUUCGAUAGGAGCAGCAGCAGCAGCUGGGAAGCCGGAGGCCAAGGCUAGCGCGGCGUCGCCUAGCGGCGGAACCUUGGAGGCUCCGGAGCGGGAUUUACUCACAGCGGUUGCUACUGCCACGUCCGCGAUCCAGGCGCUAGCUCCAGAGGUUGCGGCAGUAGCUCCCGGGUGGCCCCAGGUUGAGCUCCCAUGUUCAGCUCUGGGGGCUGUGUCACCCGAGCACUUGCUCCGCGCCUUCCCUGGCCUAGAUCUCCGUGCCCAGGUGCUUCGCACCGUCGCGCAGGCUCUACUGCGCACGCGGCAUCCGCAGCUGGGUACCGCUACUGCCGACCCUGGUCUACUGCUGCGGGUGCUGCGACAUAAGGGCAUUCAGCUCGACAGCAGCAGCAGUGGCGGCAGAGCGUCGGAAAAACCUCAUCAUCCGCUCGUUACGCUUCUUCGGAGCGAGCCCCGCUUCUUCCGUGUCGUCACAGUCCCAGCGGGCGACAGGUCCGGGGUAGAUGCAAAGACAGCGGCGGAAGAAGAGCUCGGCUUGAGCGGCGGCCUGGAAGUACAGCUGAAGCUGGAUGCGCUACUGGCACUCGUGCCGCCACCGCCCCCGCCGCCACAGGUUGAGGAGCCUCCGCAAGCGCUGGAGAUUUUGGAUUCGCUCCAAGACCAGCAGUCUUCUACAUUUAAUAUAAAAAAGGUUGCUGCUAGUUACAGCGGCAGUAGUAGCACUAGUAGCAGCGCGGCAAUGGAGUCAUGUUGGCGAGUCACCGAGGGCGCAACGGUGGAAGGGGCGGCUGUUCUGGCGGCUAGGCAGGAGCGUGCAACAGCAGACCUCACUGCAGUCUUACUUCCCGUCAGCGGUGAAGCGUCUGCCCAGGAUGCGGCAGAUGCAGGGUCGGAUCCCGAUGCUGUCGGGGGUAGCACCGGCGCCGACGGCAACCGCGGACGGCAAAGCAGCGGCAGUGGUAGUGGCCACGAGGCCGGCGCUGAGGGUGAAGAUGACGGUCAGUCCGACGAUGCCCACUUGGCGAUGUUGAUGAAGCUGCUGGCAACGGGGGCGCGCCUUGAGGAGGAACCCCUGCCGGACAGCGAAGCCAAGCUGCAGUUGCAGCUAUCGCCAUUGCUAGGGACCGGGGCGUCGUCACCAUCGCCGCCAUUGUCGCCAUCGCAGCGGGUUCUCUGGCCAGAAUCUAGUGACGGCGACGGCCCACAGCCGGCCACGGCUGCGUCGCUGCCGCCGGUUGCGAGCUCCCCUUUAAUAGCCUCGGCUUCACCACCCCGAACCGAGGAAGCUUCCUUCAUGGAGGCAUCCCAGCAGGGUACUUCGCCACUGCCGCCGCCUCGGGAGCAGGAGCCGGAGCAGCUGGUGGUUUCGGCGCAGCCAUCGGAGCCGCCGCUGCCCAUGGGCUCGGAGGGCGAGAUGGUACCGGAGGCUGCUCCGCUUGUAUUUCCAAGUUUCGUGCUGGCUUUGGCACCACCGCCACCGCUGCUGGCUUCCUCCACCUUCCAUCCUCCUUGUGGGGAGGUGAGUCCUGAAGGAGGUGCUGGGGGACGGGACGCGGCACAGGAAGGAGAUCGGGCUGACCGCGUGGAAGCCGUCGAUGCCUCUCCAUUUGCUGACGCUGAUGCAGCUGCGUCGCAUGCAAUGCAGCAGGUCGCGUACGCGGCCGCCGCCACGGCUAUGGCGGCUUCAGAGCAUGCUGAUCUGGCGCAGCAGCUACCAGCGGAGGAUGCCGCCGCCGCCGUUGCGGCUACGGCGGCUGCAGCAUCGGCUCCUCUAGCACGGCCGACGGGCGAAGAAGAAGAAGCCGCGGCCGCGCGCACAGUCGCAGUGCCGGCCGCUGUGUCAACUGCUCUGCAAGCUCAAGGCUCGUCAGCUGCCGAGGCCGCGGCGGUGGCUGAGGCGUUAAUACAGGCCGUCGACGAAGCGGUGGACAUGGCUGUGGCUGCCGCCGCAGAAGCCCUGCUGGUUGAUGGAGCUGUAGGAGGCAAGGGCGAGGAGGAUGGAAAAGGCGUGAUGGCGGCGAAUAGCGCAGAGCAGGCCCCGGUUGCGGCACCGGUGCUUCUUCAGGAUGGUAGUUGUGAAGCGCUUUCUGCAUUGCUACCGUCAGUUCUCUCGCCGCCUGCCAUUACGACCGACGUGGCCGUGGCCGUCGACGGGGUUAUUUCCGCUAGCCAAGCUGAGCAUGCGGGUGCUGCUAGCGGCAGCUUUGUCGAAGAUGCUGCUGGGUAUGCGGAGACGGAGGAAGCUGUGAAAGCGGCUGAAGCGGCUUUUGGGGAUUUUUCAGAUGAAGAGGCUGCCGCCGGGUUGAGCGCAUGCGCAGGUGUCGUCGACGCGGUUGAUGGCCGUGAUGCUGUCGGGCCCUGCAACGCUGCAGCAGCGGCAGAUGAAGCUUUUGUGCAACAGCCACAGCUCACCACGGCAGCGGACGUUGCCACAUCCACAAUGGCCGCAGCUUCAAGUGCUGAAACGACAGCUGAUGCGGCCGCGAUCGCUCACAGCGCGGAAAAACCCACGACAGCUGCGCCGCCGUUGGUCCUGGCUGUACACUCGUCGGCGGCGAUGGCGGCAUCCGCUGCUGCCACCGCCGCUGCCGCCACUGUGGCGUCGUCUCAUGGAGCUUCUCCCACCGCCGCACACCUGCAGCCUGCCGUGGUGCGCUACAUUAGCGCCUUGGACGUAGACGCGGGGUCGGCGGAGGAGGUGGCGGCGCUGACCAGCAUGGCGCAGCACUGCGCCGCGAGCGGACGAGUGGUAGUGGACUGCUGUGCGGUAACAGACCCUGACCCUGACCCAAAUCUGAAAACGCCGCCGGAGUCUGGGGGUCCUGGGGCGGAGAUGGACAUGGAGAUGGACACCUUGGGGGAGGCAGCGGCGGCGGCGGCGGCGGCGGCUGGCGGCUCUGACGCCGAGGCGCUGCCGUCCAGCGUCGGGGCAUGGCGCCGGCCCUGCUCGCCGGUUCUUCUGACGGUGUUGGCGCCUGCAGUGACUCAGGUCUGGCCCACGACACUCUACGUGCUUGGCGUGGCCGGCGUGGGGCCCGAGAGUGCGGUCAUCCGGGCUGUCGUGUCGCUACUAACGGGCGCAGCAGCAGCGCCGACACAGGUGCUGUCGCCGUGGCGUAUCCCUGGCGAAGUUGCGGCAACGGCGGCAGUGGCGGCGGCUGGAGCUGCGGGCGCAGCCGCGGCUAUCCUGGGUGGAGGCCGCAUCGUCAAGGUGCUGUGGGAUGCUGGACAGGUCUUGUCAUUGCUGUCUCCGCUGUUGCCAGCCGGGCAGCGUGUGGGAGCAGUGCAGGACCUUAGGGUCCUGGUGGAUCUCGCUGCGGCGGGUGCAGGUGCGGGUGCCUCCGCAGCCGCGUCGUCACCAGGCGCCGAUACCGCCGCGGAAAGCGCUGCGCCGCCGCACCGGCCUUGGACUGGCAUGGUGCCGCUGCAAAAUCGUCUGGCACAGCUGGGUGUGGCGGGGCGGGACUUGGCGUCGCUGUCCGCCCUCAGCGCAGACGCAUGGGUCGGCCAUCCGCUGUCUUGCGUGGUAGAGGCGGCGGCAGCUCGGCAGCUUUGCCAAGUCCUGGAGGUCAGGCGGGCUCUGCUCUUGAGCGACGAGGCGCUGCUGGACGCCCUGACAUGCGGCAUCUGCAGUUUCUUGAUGGGUGCGCGACCUCGGAUUGUUGGCAGGUAG